AUGCAGGAGAAGGAGAUAGCCACAGCAAAAGCACAAGACUUUGUUUUGCAAAAAAAAUUCUCACUGCUCACAGACAUUAAACAGGAACGAAAGGAAAAUAAAGAACAGCUGCAAGAGAUCAACAGUUUAUGGAGAGACAGACUCAUUACAGAAAAGGGAAAUGAGAAAGGAUUGAAUUUGGAAAACAAGGAAGAAGUGCAAGACGAAGCAAUACAAAUUUUGGAAGAAGAGGAGGACGAAGAGCAUAAUGCCCCACAACCAGUGAGAGGGGGGGUCCAGGGGGAACACUGGGAAAUGGAAAAAGAGAAAUGCUUUCAUGAUGUAGUGCAAAAAGAGAUUGCAAAGGAAGAGGAGAGGGAUGGGGUUACAGAUGUGGUGAACAUGAAGGAAGAUAGUGAAAUGGAUUUUGGCAAACACUCUGCUAUUAAACUGAAAGUCAAGGCUAAAAGCAGAGUAAAAGCUUAUUUAGCUGCAGGAUGUUCCUUUGUCGUCAGGAGUCCUGAUUCAACUAUCUCUUACUUAAAUGAUGCAUGCGGUAUAUUGUCUCCCUGCUUAUUUAACUUAUAUGCAGAGUUCAUCAUGCGAAAGGCUGGACUAGAUGAAUCCCAAGCCGGAAUUAAGAUUGCUGGAAGAAAUAUCAACAACCUCAGAUAUGCAGAUGACACAACCUUGAUGGCAGAAAGCGAGGAGGAAUUAAAGAACCUUUUAAUGAGGGUGAAAGAGGAGAGCGCAAAAUAUGGUCUGAAGCUCAACAUCAAAAAAACCAAGAUCAUGGCCACUGGUCCCAUCACCUCCUGGCAAAUAGAAGGGGAAGAAAUGGAGGCAGUGAGAGAUUUCACCUUCUUGGGCUCCUUGAUCACUGCAGAUGGUGACAGCAGUCACGAAAUUAAAAGACGCCUGCUUCUUGGGAGAAAAGCAAUGACAAACCUAGACAGCAUCUUAAAAAGCAGAGACAUCACCUUGCCGACAAAGGUCCGUAUAGUUAAAGCUAUGGUUUUCCCAGUAGUGAUGUAUGGAAGUGAGAGCUGGACCAUAAAGAAGGCUGAUCGCCGAAGAAUUGAUGCUUUUGAAUUAUGGUGCUGGAGGAGACUCUUGAGAGUCCCAUGGACUGCAAGAAGAUCAAACCUAUCCAUUCUUCAGGAAAUCAGCCCUGAGUGCUCCCUGGAAGGACAGAUCAUGAAGCUGAGGCUCCAAUACUUUGGCCACCUCAUGAGAAGAGAAGAAUCCUUGGAAAAGACCCUGAUGUUGGGAAAGAUUGAGGGCACUAGGAGAAGGGGACGAUGUGCAACAGGCAAAGUUAAUAGGGAAUAUGGCAUAGAGAGCAAACCUUUGCGAUUUCUGUCUGCCAUGCUCCUGCUAAAGGCUCAGGAAUCCUCUGGGGGGCAGGGAGAGAAUGUUUAUACCCUGUAG
Molecule: messenger RNA, 1410 nt
Organism: Zootoca vivipara (common lizard)
Lineage: Eukaryota; Metazoa; Chordata; Lepidosauria; Squamata; Lacertidae
Source: RefSeq, a predicted model, not a curated record